This is a messenger RNA of Sinocyclocheilus grahami, 1266 nucleotides long. RefSeq lists its product as uncharacterized. The coding region runs from base 93 to 1085 and encodes 330 amino acids. The record is from RefSeq and is a predicted model, not a curated record. Gene Ontology annotation, cellular component: plasma membrane. Lineage: Eukaryota; Metazoa; Chordata; Actinopteri; Cypriniformes; Cyprinidae. Gene Ontology annotation, biological process: bile acid and bile salt transport. Gene Ontology annotation, molecular function: protein heterodimerization activity; transmembrane transporter activity. The transcript has 6 exons.
UGAAGCCUUCCCAACAUGUGUAGUCAUUCUUUCUGUUCUACACCACGUCUGCCUCUCAAACUGUGCUCUUCAGACUCUGUAUUACAAGAGUGAUGUUGCUGUUAUGGAUAACAUUAUCGCUCACAUGGUCUGGCACAAUCGGCUUUACGAUCCACAGCAUGAAGGAAGGUCUGUGUCUAGAGGACUCAUCUGAAGGAGUUGUUGAGUUAAGGACAUGCAGUCUGGACUCAGUCCUGCAGCAGUGGAAGUGGACAGAUCACUGCUUAGUAAACACAGGCACCCUGAGGUGUCUCUCUGCCAUCCACACUGACCCAGUCCAGACUAUCGCUUGUGAUUCUAGUGAACAUAUCAAAUGGCAGUGCAAAGCUCAACAGCUCAUCAGUCUGCAAAACUCUCUAGCAUUGAGCACUGAGAGAGGAAAACUCAGACUGAACACGGGUGAACAUGACACCUGGAAAUCUCUGGAUGCGGGUGACAUCUGCCAGAAUAAGCUGAGAUCCAGAAGAGAAAGUGAUUUAGAGACCGAUGAGUUUGACUUUGCUGAAGAGCCGCCUAAACAAAGAAUGACAGAGGCACAGUUGAAGUUUUUACAGUGGUAUUACCGCACAGAGGACCCAACAUCGUGGAAGUUUGGCAUGCUGGCAUUUGCUUUUCUGGGUCUUCUGAUUGGUGCUAUGCUGUUGGUCAUGGGCAUGAUGGCUAAUAGGAACAGGAAGCAAAUAGCCAAAUACAAAGCAGCCUCAAAAGUCACAGCGGUGAAACCUGAAAUGGAGGAACUGCAGGCCAUCGUCACUGAUAAGGUCACAGAGGUCAAGGAGGAGAAAACCCAUUUUACCCCAUACGAACAAAUUACUACACAUAACAGCCAUAGGGAUUGGGAAGAGCCUUCAUACAAUAGCAUAGCCUCAGAGGGACUGAAGCCCGGAGAAACUGUGGUGACCUGGAAAGACGGGAAUGUGUCUGCUCUGUAUCCUGAACCUGCAGAGGAAGGACAAGGGGAAGAGGACGUCCACAACACAGAUGCAGGGUCUCUGUCCCAAACCCCCCCCCAAGUAAUAGCUUCAUAUGAGGCAAUUGCAUUUUAAUUUAGUCCUACUGUUUGGGUUCAUUUUAACACUAUAUUCAAGAUGGCAUGGGAUUGGUUGACAGACUAUUUUAGAGUUAACCUAGGGCUGUAACCACACUGAGGGGUGUGUAUACCCACGUAAUUCAAUUUAGUGGUCAAUCAAAAUAUUGUUUUUUCAAUGUAAAUCUCUUUCACAUUGG